AUGGACAGACAGAAGGUGGAGGCAGGACACGAGGACGCACGGAGGGUGGACUGGGCCGGCCUGGCCGGGCUGCUGGGGCGCAGGCAGGCAUCGGGCUGCCCUGACGGCUGUGGGCAGGACUUCCUGUCGGACAUGGCCAUGACGGAGGUGGAUCGCUUCAUGGACCGGGAGCACCUGAUCUUCCGGGAAAACACCCUCGCCACGAAAGCCAUAGAGGAGUACCUGAAACUCAUCGGCCAGAAAUACCUCAAGGACGCCAUUGGCGAGUUCAUCCGGGCGCUGUACGAGUCGGAGGAGAACUGCGAGGUCGACCCCAUGAAGUGCUCGGCCUCCACCUUGGCUGACCACCAGGCCAACCUCCGCAUGUGCUGCGAGCUCGCCCUCUGCAAGGUGGUCAACUCGCACUGCGUGUUCCCACGGGAGCUGAAGGAGGUCUUCGCCUCGUGGCGGCUGCGUUGUGCCGAGCGGGGCCGCGAGGACAUCGCCGACCGGUUGAUCAGCGCCUCGCUCUUCCUGCGGUUCCUCUGCCCCGCCGUGAUGUCCCCCAGCCUCUUCGGCCUCAUGCAGGAGUACCCCGACGAGCAGACUGCCCGCACCCUCACCCUCAUCGCCAAGGUCAUCCAGAACCUGGCCAACUUCACCAAGUUCGGCAGCAAGGAGGAGUACAUGGCCUUCAUGAACGAGUUCCUGGAGCUGGAGUGGACCAGCAUGCAGCAGUUCCUCUAUGAGAUCUCCAACCUGGACACCCUCACCAACAGCACCAGCUUCGAGGGCUACAUCGACCUGGGCCGCGAGCUCUCCACCCUGCACGCCCUCCUCUGGGAGGUCAUGUCCCAGCUCAGCAAGGUACCCUGCUCACCCGGGACCCCCGUGGUGGGGGGUCGCCUGGACACCCGGGUCCUCUCCUGGGUGGUGAUCAGAG
This is a messenger RNA of Phaethon lepturus (White-tailed tropicbird), 922 nucleotides long. Its product is annotated as ras/Rap GTPase-activating protein SynGAP-like. The record is from RefSeq and is a predicted model, not a curated record. The transcript has 4 exons. NCBI's taxonomy places the organism in Eukaryota, Metazoa, Chordata, Aves, Phaethontiformes, Phaethontidae. Gene Ontology annotation, molecular function: iron-sulfur cluster binding; heme binding; oxidoreductase activity. Gene Ontology annotation, biological process: regulation of GTPase activity. The annotation marks the transcript as partial.